Messenger RNA from Anopheles marshallii, 1665 nucleotides. RefSeq lists its product as uncharacterized. Gene Ontology annotation, biological process: synapse organization. The transcript is spliced from 6 exons. Gene Ontology annotation, cellular component: neuron projection membrane. NCBI's taxonomy places the organism in Eukaryota, Metazoa, Arthropoda, Insecta, Diptera, Culicidae. Bases 1 to 1665 code for a protein of 554 amino acids. The record is from RefSeq and is a predicted model, not a curated record.
AUGAGCGCAUUCAAAAUGACAAUGACGAAGGCACACAUAUUGUGCAUCUUGUGGAUGAUUAUUUUCUUCUGCUCGAGCAGCACAGUGGAUGCAGCACAACGAGAAACGAUCCCGAAGCAGCAACAUACCACAUCAACGAAAGACAACAGCAACCAAGGGCAACCGAAUUUGCUUACCGGCAGCAGUAGUGGCAGCAGUAGUAGCACCAGCAGCAGUAGCAGUAGUAGUAGUAGUGUUAGCAGUAGUUCUAGUGUAAGCACCAGCACCAGUGCUGGCAGUGGUAGCAGCAGUAGCAGCGCCAGCACCACCAGCAGCAGCAGUGGUGCAACGGUCGGGGGCAGCAUCAACAGCAGCAGCAGGCCAACCCACGCAGAAACGACUGCCCUGCCGACGGAACAGUCCCGUGUAGGGCCGUAUUUUGACGUUGCCGCCUCGAAGAACGUUACAGCACUGCUGGGCAAAACCGCGUAUCUGAACUGUCGGGUUAAAAAUCUCGGCAACAAGACGAUGUUGCUGCAGGUGUCUUGGGUCCGUCACCGGGAUAUUCAUCUACUGACGGUGGGCCGCUACACGUACACAUCCGAUCAGCGGUUCCGGGCGAUACAUCAUCCACACACGGAAGACUGGAGCCUGCAGAUCAAGUACCCGCAGCAUCGCGAUUCCGGCAUCUAUGAGUGUCAGAUUUCGACGACACCCCACAUGAGCCACUUCGUGCAUCUGAAUGUAAUAGAACCGUCGACGGAAAUAAUAGGCGCCCCGGAUCUGUACAUUGAGAGUGGAUCGACGAUAAAUUUAACCUGUGUCGUCAAGGAUUCUCCCGAGCCGCCAGCUUACAUCUUCUGGAACCAUAACGAUGCGAUUAUUAGCUACGAUUCACCGCGCGGUGGCGUCUCGGUCAUAACCGAAAAAGGUGACACGACAACCUCGUUCCUGCUCAUCCAGAACGCUCGGCCAUCGGAUUCCGGACAGUACACGUGCAAUCCGUCCAACGCCAAAAGCAAAAGUGUCACCGUGCACGUCCUAAACGGUGUUUCCCAUUCCGUUUCCAGGGGAGUACCCAGCAGCAAUGCAGCGCGCGGGACAACCGCAUCAUCGCACGCCACUCAACCAUCCGCUUUUGGUGCUGGCAUCGGCGCUUGUCUCGUACUUGCUCUGCUCCAUCGGUAUGCUGCGGCUUCCGAGCCCAUCCGGUGGGCGCGCUGGUCCGAACACCGUCUACUCGCAGCGGCAGCAGCAGCAUCAGCCAAGAAUGUCUUUCGUUUCGUCGUAGUCUGCUUGCACCGUAGCGUACUAAUAUGCGUCGCCAGUAUCGCACGCACCCGUCUGUGCUGCGGGACGCGGUCCACCUUAAUGGCGCGCCUGAGGCUUCCCGCGCAUAUGCGACACCCACUUCGCAUCGCUCCGCACCGAACGUGCCCUCCCACACCGUUGGUGUCGUGGUCGCUCGACGACGACGGCUUUUCCGCUUCAUCUCACAGUCAUGACCGGCAGGGAAUGGCGACCGCACAUUCACUGCACUGGCAUCAUCACAAUCACCGAUGGCGGACCGAUCCUGCGGCACCCGUACUAGACUACCGAGCGUGUGCGAGCUUCAGUCAAAACUCAUCCUCGUUGUCCCAACGGCGAUUAAGGCUGACGGAAGGACAACUCUGUACCGUUCGAUGA